This is a messenger RNA of Gracilinanus agilis (Agile Gracile Mouse Opossum), 2338 nucleotides long. RefSeq names its product nephronectin (gene NPNT). The record is from RefSeq and is a predicted model, not a curated record. The transcript has 13 exons. Gene Ontology annotation, molecular function: calcium ion binding. Lineage: Eukaryota; Metazoa; Chordata; Mammalia; Didelphimorphia; Didelphidae. The coding region runs from base 1 to 1830 and encodes 609 amino acids. Gene Ontology annotation, cellular component: membrane.
AUGGAUUUACUCCUGGGACUGUUGCUAGCGUCCUCGCUCUACCUGCCGGCUUCGGCAGAGUUCGAUGGGAGGUGGCCCAGGCAAAUAGUGUCCUCCAUUGGACUGUGUCGUUACGGCGGUAGGAUUGACUGCUGCUGGGGCUGGGCCCGUCAGUCCUGGGGACAGUGUCAGCCUGUGUGCCAACCCAGAUGCAAGCAUGGUGAAUGUAUAGGACCAAACAAGUGCAAGUGUCAUCCUGGAUUCUCAGGGAAAACCUGCAAUCAAGAUGACCACCUCUAUCCAACCCCUCUUGACCAGCACAGUGAACAGCCUCCCGUCCACCCCCUGGAUCUUCGUGCAACGAAUUUACCUUCAAGGGAUUUAAAUGAAUGCGGUCUCAAACCUCGGCCCUGCAAGCAUCGUUGCAUGAAUACUUAUGGCAGCUACAAAUGCUACUGUCUAAAUGGGUACAUGCUCAUGCCGGAUGGAUCUUGUUCAAGCGCCCUGUCGUGCUCCAUGGCAAACUGUCAGUAUGGCUGUGAUGUCAUGAAAGGUGAUGUACGCUGCCGCUGUCCUUCACCAGGCUUACAGCUGGGGCCAGACGGGAGGACCUGCGUGGAUGUGGAUGAAUGUGCAACUGGGAGAGCCUUAUGCCCCAGGUUUCGGCAAUGCGUGAACACCUUUGGAAGCUACAUCUGCAAGUGCCAGAAAGGCUUCGACCUCAUGUAUAUUGGAGGCAAAUACCAGUGUCACGAUAUAGAUGAGUGCUCUCUUGGGCAGUACCAGUGCAGCAGCUUUGCCCGAUGUUACAACGUCCAUGGGUCAUACAAGUGUAAAUGCAGGGAUGGAUACCGGGGAGAUGGAACAAACUGCAUAUAUAUUCCAAAGGUUAUGAUUGAACCUUCGGGACCAAUUCAUAUAUCAAAAGGAAAUGGUACUUUCCCAAAAGGUAAUGGAGGACAUAUUAAUAGAAUUCCUGAUAUUGCAAGUACAAGAUGGCCUUCAAGGACCCCACACAUUCCCAUUGUUCAUACAGAAAGACCCACUCCUAAGCCACCAAGACCUACACCAAAGCCAACAACACGACCCCCACCAACCACAACUGAACUUAUUACUGUCCGAUUGACACCACCACCACCACCACUACCACCAACAGCAGUGGCAACACAAAGACCAACCCCAAAGCCAUCAACAAUGGCACCUUCAUUUUCCACCAGAAUACCAAUUGAAAGUACAUCUCCAAGAGGAAUGACAGUUGACAACAGAAUACCAAUAGAUCCUCAGAAACCCAGAGGAGAUGUGUUCAUUCCUCGCCAGCCAGGAGUGAACAAUGACCUGUUUGAAAUAUUUGAAAUUGAAAGAGGGAUCAGCGCAGAUGAUGAAGCCAAAGAUGAUCCAGGUGUUCUGAUACACAGCUGUAAUUUUGACCAUGGUCUUUGUGGAUGGAUCAGAGAAAAAGAUGAUGACUUACACUGGGAACCAACCAGAGAUCCAACAGGUGGACAGUAUUUGACUGUCUCAGCACCCAAAGGUCCAGGUGGAAAAACAGCUCGAUUAGUGCUACCGCUUGGCCACCUCAUGAAUUCAGGCGACUUGUGUCUGUCAUUCAAGCACAAAGUAUCUGGGGUUCACUCUGGCACACUCCAGGUGUUUGUGAGAAAACAUGGUACUCAUGGAGCAGCCCUGUGGGGGAGAAAUGGCGGCCACGGCUGGAGGCAAACACAGAUCACCUUACGAGGUUCUGCUAUCAAGAGUGUCAUCUUCAAAGGUGAAAAAAGGCACAGCCACUCUGGGGAGAUCGGAUUGGAUGACGUGAGCUUGAAGAGAGGCCGGUGCUCUGAAGAACCCUAGCUCCACCAGCACCGACAAUGAGCAUCUGCUUGGUCCCCACUCCUCCCUGCUGUCCCUACCUUCUAUCUCCCUUUCCAUCAGGCUGAGAAGAGCUGGGUCAGGAGCAAGAUGAGUUGGAGAUCCGAUUCUUGUUGGCCUGCUUUGUGCAAUUCCCAAUGAAGAGUAAAACUCUCCUUUACAUAAAAACCCCCCAUGAUGGUUACCCUUCAUCCAUUGUCUCUUCUGGUGCUGCAGCGUAAAUGGGACAAAACACAUCCUUCAUCAUGGCUCUGAGAUGCCUCUGGAAAUAAAGGAAGAGGAGCACAUUUUGGUGGAGAGUUUUUUUUUUUUUUUUAAAGAAAGGCAACUCCCUGUGAAAAGGGAAUCCUGCUAAAUGUCCAUUGCUGUACCAAAUGUAAUAACCAUUUCACAUGGCAUACAGUCUACCUGUGGAAUUGGUUAAUUCUCCUAAUUUAAGCUAGCUCUAGCCUGGAACCAAACUCUGGCUGUCUACUUACUGCCAUUUUUU